Molecule: messenger RNA, 732 nt
Organism: Solanum verrucosum
Lineage: Eukaryota; Viridiplantae; Streptophyta; Magnoliopsida; Solanales; Solanaceae
Product: LRR receptor-like serine/threonine-protein kinase EFR
Exons: 1
Coding region: 40-732 (230 amino acids)
Molecular function (GO): protein binding
Source: RefSeq, a predicted model, not a curated record
UUCAUACCCCUAUCAAAUACUUUGGUUCUUAAAAAAAUAAUGAUGGCAAGGGCCGCGAUGACAGGCCUCCUUUUACUAAUCUACUGCAUCAAUAUAUCUGCUUCAAGGACAAACUUUACUGACGAAUCAGCUCUAUUAGUCUUCAUAGCACAAAUAACCAAUGACCCCGAUGAAACUCUGAUAAGAAACUGGACACAAGGGACUGAAGUUUGCAGUUGGAUUGGUGUUUCUUGUAGCACACGGCAUCAUAGAGUUGUCUCACUAAACCUCAAGAGUCUAAGAUUAAGAGGGUCCAUUCCGAAAGAAAUAGGGAACCUUUCCUUCCUUAGUUUCUUGGAUUUUGGCAACAACACUUUUAAGGGUGUAAUUCCCAAUGAACUUGGACGUCUAACGAGACUCAAGUACUUGUCCUUGCAAAUGAAUAAUCUCACUGGUGAAAUCCCACAAAGCCUUGGAUUUCUUUCGAGGCUUGAAGUGCUGGAUCUUUCUGAAAAUGACCUAUAUGGAUAUGUUCCAUCAUCUAUCUUCAAUAUCUCUUCUUUAAAGAUCAUUGAUUUGAAUUUGAAUGAUCUAAGUGGGAAUUUGCCAAAUGACAUGUGCAGUAAUCUCCCAAUGCUGCAAUAUUUAUUCAUGGGUAACAAUGGUUUAGUGGGUGAACUUCCUAGUCGUUUAGAUAAAUGCACCCAACUUGUAGCUCUGUCCUUGUCUUACAACAGAUUCACAGGUAAUUAA